Molecule: messenger RNA, 2374 nt
Organism: Volvox carteri f. nagariensis
Lineage: Eukaryota; Viridiplantae; Chlorophyta; Chlorophyceae; Chlamydomonadales; Volvocaceae
Gene: gon15
Product: protein disulfide isomerase 1
Exons: 11
Coding region: 20-1594 (524 amino acids)
Biological process (GO): protein folding; response to endoplasmic reticulum stress
Cellular component (GO): endoplasmic reticulum
Molecular function (GO): protein disulfide isomerase activity
Source: RefSeq, a predicted model, not a curated record
GCAACACAUACUAGCCACAAUGCCGCGUUGGAGCCUUCUUGCCCUUCUAUUUGGGCUGCUCUUAGUGGCAGCCCCUUUUUCUAAGCACCAGCUCGCAUGGGCAUCAGACGAAUAUGACGAGGACGACGAUGACGAAGCGCCUGCUGAUGACGAUAAGGAUGUUGUGGUUGUGACCACCAAGAACUUUGAUGAUGUCGUCAAGAAGUCGAAAUUCGCCCUUGUAGAAUUCUACGCGCCAUGGUGCGGUCACUGCAAGAGCUUGAAACCGCAAUACGCUGCCGCUGCCACCACUCUCAAGAAGGUUGCUCCAGAUGCAGUCCUUGCAAAGGUCGAUGCCACCGUCGAGGAGUCAUUGGCAGGCAAAUUCGGCAUUCAGGGGUACCCCACCCUGAAGUGGUUCGUCGACGGCGAGCUGGUGUCGGACUACAACGGCCCCCGUGACGCUGAGGGUAUUGUGAACUGGAUUAAGAAGAAGACCGGCCCCUCCGCCGUGACCGUCGAUGAUGUGGACAAGCUGCAGGAGCUCGAGGCCGACAACGAGGUUCUCGCUGUUGGCUAUUUCAGCGCCUUCGAGGGAGAGGCUUUCGAGGCCUUCAUCUCCUACGCCAAGAAGACGGAGUCGGUUUCGUUUGCGCAGACCACCUCGGCUGAGGUUGCCAAGGCUGCAGGUCUGGAGGCGCCUGGCACUCUGGCUGUUGUGAAGAACUUCAAGGAUGAGCCUCGGGCGACCGUCGUGCUGGCCGAACUUGACGAGGAGAAGAUUGCAGAUUUCGUCAAGAGUGAGAAGCUGCCGCUCACCAUCGAGUUCAGCAAGGGCAACUCGGAUAAGAUUUUCAACAGCGGCAUCCCCAUGCAGCUUAUCCUUUGGACGAGCGCCAAGGACCUGGAAUCUGGCGCCGAGGUGCGCACCAUCUACAAGACGGUGGCAUCCAAGUUUAAGGGCAAGCUGGUGUUUGUGACUGUGAACAAUGAGGGCGAGGAAGCCGAUCCCGUCACGAACUUCUUCGGCCUCAAGGGCGCCGCUUCGCCAGUGCUGCUGGGCUUCUACAUGGAGAAGAACAAGAAGUACAAGCUGCAGGAGCCCUUCACCCUGGAGGCCGUGGAGAAGUUUGCUGAGUCCAUUCUGGAUGGCACCGCUCAGCCCGAGUACAAGAGCCAGCCUAUUCCGGAGGAUCCCUACGAGGAUGGCGUCCACGUGGUGGUCGGCAAGUCCGUUGACAGCGUUGUCCUGGACCCCACGAAGGAUGUGCUGCUUGAGGUGUACGCGCCGUGGUGCGGCCACUGCAAGAAGCUUGACCCCAUCUACAAGAAGCUGGCUAAGCGGUUCAAGAAGGUUAGCUCUGUCGUCAUUGCUAAGAUGGACGGCACUGAGAAUGAGCAUCCCCUAGUCGACGUCAAGGGCUUCCCAACCCUCAUCUUCUUCCCCGCGGGCGAGGACGCCACCCCGAUUCCUUUCGAGGGCGGUGAUCGCACGCUGAAGAGCCUGACCAAGUUCAUUAAGGCUAACGCCAAGGUUCCCUACGAGCUGCCCAAGAAGAGCAGCGCCGAGGAGAGCGCUGCCGAUGAUGCGCCUUCCGCGAAGGAUGAGCUGUAAAUGAGCAACGUUAGAUGUGAUGGAGUUUUGACGUGAUGACCUCUUGAUCGACGCCUGAUCCUUCGUGCACUGUGUAUGCGAGCUGCGGAUGUGAUGGCUUGGGUGUAGCGAAGUGACAAAAUGACUUGACAGCUGGGUUACGAGCUUGCGGCUUAAAUUGUCAUUAAGUUCUGUUAGUCUGCAGUAGUGGAACGUUUGUGUUUCAUGUUUUGGACCCUGGUGGUUGAGAUGCUUACAUGCGUGUUGGUCGGGUUUAUGGGACUCAUAUUUGGUCCUGACUGAUCAAUGGAAUGUUGCACAAAGCGCAGGGAUUGUGUGUAUCCACUAAGUGCAUGCAAUAUGUAAAUGGCAGCCUGCUGGAGCGGUUGUAGGGUUAAGCAUCACUUCGAACAGUUGUUCUGUAACUGUCGGACACUGAAUUGUCGCAUCAUACGACUGUAGCAUCGAACAAAACACGUGCGUACGGCAGACUCGUACGUACAUCGACAGAUCCCGGACCAUGAAGGACGCGGAAAAAAUUAUCCACAAUCUCUAAGUAUACGCCACGUAAAAACUUUGGCCCAAUUAGACGGUAUGUCCGCUAAGAGUAAGUACAAGUACGUAUUUACAGCGUUAUACUCAGCAAAGACCCUUAGCAAACACGAUUAAACAAAAACGGAGCGAGCAAGGCAUGACCCAAUUAUCCUUAGUAAAUAUACACCAUCCACCUACACUUCCAAGCUCAUGCGGGUCCACAAAACUUGCCGCUUAUAAUCUCAGCGAACUCCUGCAAACACACAC